This is a messenger RNA of Seminavis robusta, 3240 nucleotides long. NCBI's taxonomy places the organism in Eukaryota, Bacillariophyta, Bacillariophyceae, Naviculales, Naviculaceae. The record is from the annotation of a GenBank genome assembly.
AUGGAAAUUGAGCUGCGUGAAGAGCGUCUCGCCGACUACUCGAAGCAGCGUGCGGAUGGGACCGUUAGUCCCAACAGCAGUGCGAGGCUGAACCUAGACGAUUCCAGCCGGAACCCCAAGCUGCCCAAGCAGCCCAAGAAGGAACAAAAUGCCCCUGUCGACUUGUCGCCCAGUCGAAAGCUCAAUAAUGCCAUUUCGGCUACGGAGUUCUUGCUGAGUCUCCCCUUGGAAGGGGAUGGCAACAAGAUGGACGAUGACUGUGACGACAACAGUUCUGUUUCCUCUUUGGGCAGUAGCUUUCUCUUGACGGAAGAAGACAUUGUCAUUGAGGUAUCGGAGAACUUGUCUUGCUCAGAGCGCCUUCGUCUGUCCAUGAGGUCUCUUUCCAAGCAAAACAGUAGCAAGGAUCUUAAGUUCUCGUCCAGUUUCAGGUCGAUGGCCUCUUCGGGGAAUAACUCCAUGAAAAGGAGACCAUCACUGUCUCGCUCCAAGACGGCUGAUUCUGUCGUGACUAACGGUAGUCAACGAUCACUGACGUCCUUGUUUCGAGAUGGAGACGACCAUGACGGGGCAGAGAGCAGUACGGGACAUCACUCCAGGGGUAGCAUCAAUUUUCCUUUGAGAAGGACAUUGAGCAACGGAAAACGCUUUGAAAGGACACCAUCACAACGAUCCUUGGGUAGCACAGAUCGAUUACGCCUGUCGUUGAACCGGCAGAUGCUUUCCAAAGAUGAAGCGGCUGCUGCCAGGGCCACCAUGGAUGAUUCUCAGCUAUCAAUGAGCGCAUCUGAAGUCAAUCAUGUGCCGCCCCGUCGGACACUCUCGGCGGGGAACUUGCGGUGUGCUUCCAACCAACGAGCUGCAACGCGAUCUGCGCAUUCCAACCAUGCAAUGCGUCAGAAUGCCAGACACAUAGCAGGCCAAGACGACAUCAGUGUCAAAUCGCGAAAUAGCAAAGGCAACAACUCGGCCAAAAGUUGUAGUUCCCUGUCCUCUAGAUCAACGAAGAAGGAGGUCAAUCAAAGAAAGGCACGCCGUCGACGGUCGAUAAGUCGGAUAGACGGCUCAGCUACCUCUCGACGUUCCAACACAGCUAUAUCUCCGUCUCGGCGUUCUCCAAACCGGUCCCCGCGACGGAGCACAAGCAAUCUCGUGGACAGCAUCCCUCUUCAUGUGCAGGCCAGGCGCCGAAUAUCUCAGGCUGAGAUUGAUGCCAUACAUAGAAACUUACUGGCUUCUCUUGCCAAGCCAAACCUCUCUCGUUCCGUGUCCCUGGAAUCACCCCUGAAGAGGUGCCUCGCUGCACCCCAGGGGUGCCUUAAGAAAGGUUCGCACUACGGGGACUCAGUCAUGUCGGAAAACAGUCUCAUGGAUGACAGCUUUUGGUCGAUGAUGUCUACAGAAGAUAAAGAGCAACAAGCAUGUCGUCGUCGCUCGAGCUCUCAGUCGCUUCGCACCUUGGAUUUGGCAGUUCAGCCAACAGCCCGACAAAGUCAUCCAGCAGCAAACAAGCCGAUGCGACGUUCCAACAGCAACUUGGAUCGUGUUCUCUCAGGCACGGGCAGCUUUCUGGACGCCUCCAACGCCGCGUUGCUACAGCAGUCGAUGGAGAAGCCGUCAGUGGGGGCUGCUCGGAAGAUGUUGGGACAACCCAUGGUUAGUACCGAUACGCUGAAUGCCCCGAACAGCAGCUUACACAGUCAAUCCAAGCCAAGGUCUCGAAGAAGGGUUUCCAGGAAGGAGAGGCUGUCAGUCAAGUCGCAACUGGAAUCUUCCAAUUCAGCGUUGCACUCGUCCGCAUCCGAGCUACUGCGCAGGAGCGAGCCGCAGAAGCCCAAGGUCAAGAGGAAGCUCUCGGGAUCAAACUCAAAGCUGGCACUCCUGGCAUCCAUGUCGCGAUCAGAGUCAAAAGGCUCCUUGGCGGAAGCUGCUGAAACCGGCGACAGCGGCCAACCUGGCCUCCGGCGAGUGACGACUGCGGGUUCUUUGACAAAAUUGCCGGGAUUUCGCAGAACCGACACUGAAAAUUCUAUCCAAAAGUUCAAGGCCAAUUCGCGCUCACUACGCAGCAGCGUCAAGGGGUCCCUGGGAAGAAGUGGGUCGGGCCCUGACUUGCUGGCAAAAGCAGGGUUGGGAAGAAGUGGUUCUGCGACUGACAUCCUCGCAAAGGCUGGGCUCGGCAAGAAGAUGAAGCCUUCGAAUAGUAUGGUCAUGAUGCCCGGAGUCGGACUUGCGUGCCUUCAGGAUAAGACGGAAGAAGAAAAGACCAAAGAACCACAGCACUGCCACAACGCAAAUUGGGCGUCGGGACCCAGGACAAGACCUUCAGUUUCAAAUCCAUUCCUGUCUGUCGUGCAAGGAACACCAAUCAAAAGUUCAACCCAACCACCAACUCCACCACAAACUCCGCCCCAGGGUUCCAAGCCUACUAUAAUGUCCGUAAAGUCGUUGUCGCAGGCAAAUAGGAGAGGCCGUGGUCCAAACAGAUCAAAGUCUGGUCCUCCCUUGAGACGUGAGAUUGGCCUGUUGACAGAUGGUGCUCCAAAGAACGAAUCCAAGAGUGGUUUGCGCCGCAAGAUCACCAUACCUAGUGGGAUUGGCGAAAAGAAUCGAUCUGCUAAUGACAUCUUGGCUUUGGCUGGUCUGGGGAAGAAGAAGCCCUCGAACAGCCUUGUAAUGAUGCCUGGAGUUGGGCAGAUAUGCUUGCAAGGGAGAGGAGGAUCUUCGAGUGUGCUUAGGGCUGUCGAAACCGAUCCCGAGGGAGGAGAAGCCGUGACAAAUCACCAAUGGAAUGUACAGUCACAACGUCGAAAACCAACAGAAAACCCGUUCCUAGCCUUUGUCAAUUCUGAGGGCAGACCAACCCCCCAGCAGAGAUCUCCCAAAAUUUCCCCGCAGCGGCCAAAGCCAACAAAAGUCAAACCUUUGUGCGAUGGCAGUGAGCGCAGCAACGGGUCAAGACGGAGCAAACGUGUGGGUGGUAGACCAAAGUUGUCUCGGAAAAAGUCUGAUAAAGACUUAGUGAAGCAUCUCAAUGAUUCCAACCCGUCGCGAGCUUUGGUAUUAGAUGACCUCAAACGGCUCAAAUCCCAGGGGAGAAGCAUAGUGAGGUCCACCCGAAACGUGAAGAAGUCUUCUUUUGAUAUGGAUGGAUCUGAACAUCAUUUCGUGACUGGUUCUCGAAUUCGAAGGUACAGCACCUUACAAGACUUUGAGCAGCAACAUCCGUUGGUCAGAUGA